Messenger RNA from Rotaria sp. Silwood1, 3042 nucleotides. Lineage: Eukaryota; Metazoa; Rotifera; Eurotatoria; Philodinida; Philodinidae. The record is from the annotation of a GenBank genome assembly.
AUGGCAAAAAAGCCAGCAUUCGUUUUCUUAAAUCGAACGGCAAUAGAUCCAAACGGAUGCAUUGGUACGUUAUAUGAUGGAUAUAGAGAUAUUUUAUGUGAGAAAUUACCUUGGAUUGAGGAAAAUAAGUUGACUGAUGUUAUCAAAAAACCACAAUGUAUAAUUAAGAAAGGUAAAAAUAAUCAACAUGGAAAUUUUCUUCAAAUAAUUAAUAUACCUGAAGGUUUACGAUUAAGUAUAUUGUUACGACUAGCAGAAAAUAAUGGUAUUUCUUCUAUUAUUGAUUAUCCAUAUCCGAUAAAUGACUAUAAUCGUUUUUUACUCUACUCCUAUGUAUAUGAAAAAGAACAAAUUUCUGAUAAAAUAAAUAAAACACAAAAUAUGAUUAAAUUAGUCAAAUCUACAGCUGCAGCCACUCACAUAAUAGCUGGUAUCAGUUAUGGUAUUGAUAUUGUUGUAGUUUUACAGCUGCCAUUUGAAAAUACUAUUGUAAAAGAAAUUGAUAAUGUACUUCAAAGAAUUUGUACUCAUUUAAAUAAUCAACAAAAUACUUUGAUACUCAGUUCAGAUGACGAAAAUACUUUGGAACAAAUAACAAACACUAUGGUUUAUUCAAAUAUACCUUAUCUAAUACAAUUAUCUACAAUACAUGACGUUUAUUUAUAUAUUGAUGACAAAAAAAACCAAAGUAUACAUCAUCCAAUAAUGUAUACUCUUCAACCUAUAAAAUGGCUAUUUCCAGAUAUUGAUCAUCCUAGUGUUAACUUUAAUUGUUUGUCUUCAGAAUUGGAUACUGAAAUUGAACAAUAUUUAAUAUAUUUAUCCGAUACACUUAAAAAUCUAAAAUAUUCUCUUGAUUUCUUUAACAAUAGAUUAGUAUAUAACAAUAUUGAAGGUCAGAUACGUGAAAAACAACAUCAAUGGUUAACAUUAUUCGAAAAAUGUGAACAUAUCAUUGUUCGAUUACGUAAAUGGAUUAUUGACAUACGAAAAAAUCGAACUGGUGCUUCAAAGAACGAUCAAUUUUUUAAUCAUGUAGAACAUAAAAAAUUUGAAACAUCUGCUAAGAUCUUACAAGAAGAUUUAGAUGAUUUCAAACAUAAAGAACAAUUGAUUAUUGACCUCAAAAAUCAACAUUUUGAAUAUUGCAAUGUAUCAGAAUUAAAUCUAAAUAAAUCUAAUUAUAAAAAGACAUUGCUAUGUAAGUUGAAGAUAAAAAAUGAAAAUAAUAAAAUUCUUUGUACUAAUGAUACAUUAAAUAAGAAAAAUACAGCAAAGAUUAAUAAUCUACGUAGUCAACUAGCAGAAGAAUACAAAGAUAAUAAAAAUUUAUGUCUAAUCUAUGCUGAUUUUUCAUAUUCUUCUGUUGAACUCAAAGACAUAGAAAUAUUAAUAACAAGUCAAAUGAAUAAUAAAGAAAAAAACAAUCAGAAGAGAACAUCUUCUAUAAUGUCGAAAAUCAAUACAUCUAUAUCGACGGAAAGUAAAACUUCAACUUUACAACAACUAUCAUCUUCGUCAAUAACCAAUGAGAAUAUCAAUAUUCUUCUACUUGGUGAAACAGGAGUUGGUAAAUCGACUUUUAUUAAUGCAUUUGUUAAUUAUCUUAAAUUUCAAACAUUUGAACAAGCACAAUCGAAUACACCUGUUGUACUCAUACCUGUUUCAUUUUUAAUGACAAUUGGUGAUAAUUUUGAAGAAUGUUUAGUUAAAUUUGGAGAUUUUGAUACUUUAAAUAAUGAAGAUUUUGAUCAUCCGGGUGAAUCAGUUACACAACAUUGUCGAACUUAUGAAUUUUAUUUUAAUGAUAAUGAUAAUAAAAAAUUAUGUAUUAUUGAUACACCUGGUUUUGGUGAUACACGUGGUAUUGAUCAAGAUGAUCUUAAUAUGCAAGAUAUUUUAGAAUAUAUUAAUAAUCUUACACAUUUAAAUGCUAUAUGUUUUCUUCUUAAACCAAAUACAUCUGAAUUUCAUACAUUUUUUCGUAUGUGUUUUAUUCAAUUAUUAGAUCUUCUUGGUCCAAAUGUACGUCAAAAUAUUAUUUUUUGUUUUACUAAUGCUCGAUCAACUUUUUAUACACCUGGAGAUACAGGUCCUCUACUUAAAACUAUGCUUAAAUCACUUUCAAUUGAUGAUAUUUCAUUGAAAAAAAUGAAUACAUUCUGUUUUGAUAAUGAAUCAUUUCGUUAUUUAGUUGCUUUACAAAAUGGUAUUAAGUUCAAUGAUGAUGAAGAACAUGAUUAUAAAGAAAGUUGGUCAAUUUCAGUUAAAGAAUCAAAUCGUCUUAUUAAUUAUAUUCAUAAAAAUCUUAUGGAAUGUCAUUUAAAUAAUCAAUGGAUAUCAAUUAAACGUGCACAAAUUGAAAUUUCUCAUAUGAUUCGUCCAAUGUUAGAAACAAUAUUAAAUUGUCUUCGAAAUAUUAUUUUAUGUAAAAUAAAUAAAUCUAUAACAAUGAUUUCAAAAGCUAUUCAUCGUCCAGCUAGUAUUUGUCUUUCAUGCAAACCUUAUCCAUUUCAAAUUAAUAAUUUCUGGAUUGCUCGUAAUAUUCCACAUGAAAUUUUAAAGAAAUGUCUUAUUUGUUCAUGUCCUAUUGAGCAACAUAUUUCUAUACAUUAUGUACUUAAUUAUGAAUAUUCGAAUAAAUCUAUAAAUAAUCAGUUAAAUGAAAUAAAAAAUAUGAUUAAUCAACUUUGUUUUGCUGGUGCUGAAUUUGAUUAUUUUCUCGUUCAUAUUGCUCGUAUAUCAAAAAAUGAUUUAUUUUUAUCUGGUUUAAUUCGAAUGAUUGAUGAAGAAAAUAAACUUUGUCAAAAUCAAAAAUCAAAUCAUCUAAAUUUACAGUUAAUCAAAGAACUUAUACAACUUAAAUAUCAAUAUGAAAAUCGAAUUGAAGAAUUGAAGUUCAAUCAACAAUUGAUCGAUCUAUCAUUUAUUGAUAAACAAAUUACAAUCGUUCGUGCAUAUCCUCUAAUAGAAAUACAACUCGACACAAUGAAACAAACACAAAAAUUAAUGACUGAACCAUAUGAAAUAUCACAAAAUUAA